Drosophila obscura is the source of this 698-nucleotide messenger RNA. RefSeq lists its product as uncharacterized. The record is from RefSeq and is a predicted model, not a curated record. The transcript has 2 exons. The coding region runs from base 1 to 615 and encodes 204 amino acids. Lineage: Eukaryota; Metazoa; Arthropoda; Insecta; Diptera; Drosophilidae.
AUGCGUGGCAUUUUCAAGCGGGAGUCUCAUGUGGUAAAGAGGAAAAUCAAAAAGUCGCCGCCUUACGAGGGCCUCCUGUCCUUGUUCCAGGGGAAAUAUAACAGCGGCAGUGGUCUGGUAAUAAAAACUAAAGCGGAGCCAGAUAAUUUCAUAGAGCUGGAUGAUGCCUCUUGUCAGCCAGUUGAACAGGCUGCCGGGGAGAGCGUUAUCUUCUGGACGACUGAAACGGAAACGAGUGAAACGGAGUCCGCUGAAGAGACAGUCAGCGCCGAGGACAUCAUAGAAUUUGAGCCCAAGGUGGCAAAUGAUGCCAGCGCCGAAGCCAGUACUGCUCUAUUUGAAAUUCCGGAUCUACCGCUGGACGACGUAGAGGAAGUUAUCACCAACUUCCACAGCAACCUGGAUGCUAGAGUAGCAGGCCAGCGGUCGUUUCUUCACAACAUGGCCUUCUUUGUCUGCCGUGACAGGCAUCCUCUGCAGAUCAUUCAGGCCGAGGGAUUCAAGCAUUUGAUAAGUGAGUUGUGCCCUGGUUCUAAACUUCCCAGCGUGGAUGAGCUGGGCACUUUAUUUACAACCAGCGGCAGCUGCAAGCAUCGAAACUGUGCCAACAAUUAGCAGGACUAUCCACGCUCUCCUUAAGUUGUGCCGUUCACACGAAACCAGAGGAGCGAAGUUACCUGGUGCUGGCGGUUCACUUC